UCUCUUUCAGUUUCGGGUCGUAGCACAGACAGGAGGAGAGACAUGGAGGCGGCCGGCGCGGGGAAAGCGGCGGCGCCGGCGGCCGUGUGCGUGACGGGCGCGGGAGGCUUCAUCGCCUCGUGGCUCGUCCGGCGCCUCCUAUCCAGAGGAGACUACGCGGUGCAUGGCACCGUCCGUGAUCCCAGCGACCCCAAGAAUGAUCACCUGAGGGCGCUGGACGGCGCCGGCGAGCGGCUGAGGCUGUUCAAGGCCGACGUGCUGGACUACUCGAGCGUGGUGUACGCCGUGUCCGGCUGCGUCGGCGUCUUCCACGUCGCCAGCCCCGUCCCCGCCGCUAAAUCUGCGAACCCCGAGGUGGAGCUGCUUGCCCCGGCGGUGGCCGGCACGCUGAACGUGCUCAGGGCCUGCCGCGAGGCCGGCGUCCGCCGCGUCGUCGUGGUGUCGUCGGUCGGCGCGGUCUUCAUCAACCCCAAGCUCCCAGAGGGCCCCGCCCUGGACGAACACUGCUGGUCCGAUGAGGAGUACUGCAGAACAACUGAGAACUGGUACUGCCUGUCCAAGACACUAGCCGAGCGCGAGGCACUCUCCUACGCAGAGAAGACCGGGCUAAGCGUGGUGACCGUGUGUCCCUCGCUGGUGUUCGGCCCUCCGCUGCAGCCGACGGUGAACGCCAGCAGCUUGUUCCUCAUCAAGCACUUGAAAUGCGACGACGCGGACGCCAUGGAGGACAAGGUGAGGAACAUGGUGGACGUCAGGGACGUCGCCGACGCCCUUGUGCUGGCGUACGAGAGCCCGGAGGCGGCCGGCCGCUACAUCUGCAGCGCGCACGCCAUGAAGGUGUCUGAAAUGGUUUCCAUCGUCAGGAGCAUGUACCCGAACCUGAACUACCCAAAGAAGUACGUUCAAGCGGGAGAUCAGAAGGCGUUCAGCUCUGAGAAGCUGCGGAGGCUGGGGUGGAGGUUCAGGACGUUGGAGGAGACGCUCAAGGACAGCGUUGAGUCCUACAUGGCUGCAGGAAUCCUAAACUGAGCUUGGCCAUGCAUGGACUGUCAAACAAACUGAAUUUGGCCGUGGUGUGUGUGUGCAAAAGGAGUGAGUGUGAAGCGUAACCAGAUGUUGCUAGUUUCAAUUCAUGGGCAGCUGGUUAGCUGAUUUGUGCCAUGAUCAAACUGUACCCUGAAAAUUGCAGGGUGUUUCUUUUUUGCGGGAAAAACGUUCUUGUAUUACUCAAAAAUUGAGAUUCUUCUAUUAAGAUACUAUAAGCUCGCCGCUUGGUGCAUCGAGAGUUGUGGGGACGCUAUAGGUCUAUCCCGAAAGGGUGUGUGUCGCUGGGCAAGGCGGUUUUGAGAAGGUAUUGCCUGAUUUUUUUGUUAAACUUUCUUUUUUAUGUUUUUCACCGGUUUUAAUAAUGCUAUUUUGAUUUUUUUUCCUGCUUUUAUUUUUCUUUUCCCUUCUCUUUUUAUUCUUUCAUUUUAUUUUUUCACAUGUUAACUCAUGAAUAUUUAUUAAAAGGCAUGACAUUUAAAAAAAUAUCAAGUUAUUUUGGAAUUCACAAAUAUUUUCAAAUUUAUGAACAUAAUUCACUAGU
Molecule: messenger RNA, 1588 nt
Organism: Aegilops tauschii subsp. strangulata
Lineage: Eukaryota; Viridiplantae; Streptophyta; Magnoliopsida; Poales; Poaceae
Product: cinnamoyl-CoA reductase 1-like
Molecular function (GO): oxidoreductase activity, acting on the CH-OH group of donors, NAD or NADP as acceptor
Source: RefSeq, a predicted model, not a curated record